CGUACAGAACAUUGUUUAAACCGCGCUAUUGGAGUACGAAAGACGAACCAUUAAAAAGAAGAAAAAAAAAUCACACACAUCAACAGCGUAAACAUACGUCGCGACGGUCUCGACGCUCCGAUUCAAUGACUAUUCGCAUUUUACGGACCAACAAUUCUGAUCCAAACCGUUUAUUUAUUCGUGGACUUUCCUGAUUUUUCAAUAAAAUUUAAAAUUUUCAUAAACAAAGAGUGUUGGUUGCUUAAAGUUGUUUGAUAACAGAUAACCAUGGUGUUGUAUUCGUGUGUAUGCAUUCGUCGCGUUGUUGUUUUUCAUAAUAAUUUCAGUUGAAUGUUGUAAACAUUUUGGGAACGUCUUAAUCAUUCAGAUACAACAGAGUCUUGAGAGUAUACUAAUAGCUCAAGACGAUGACUUCGUUGCGGGAGAGCAAUUUAUUCUUAAAGUGUCGCAUUUGUGUGUCAGAUAUUCAGCAAUACUCGAAUGCAAUCACCAUAUUCUGCAAAGACUUCUUGGACGAAAAGAUCAGAAAGUAUCUGCACGUAAACAUUGACUUCAGCGACAAAUUCCACAAACGAAUUUGCCGGAAAUGUUUAAUUAAAUUGGAAGACAUCCACCAGUUUGCCUGUCUUGCACAAAAAAAUCAACAGAUUUUUAUCAAGUAUGCAGAAGAGCUAAAAACAACCGUCAGCAAUUCCGUUAAAUUAACUAAAACACCGCUGGUUUCGAAUGAAGACAUAACCAUCUUUGCCUACGAUGAAUUGAAACUGGGUCAAGUAAUCAAAGAUCAUGACUUGCUGAAAUUGAUACUCAAAGCUUUGAAAUGGUCCCACUCCAAACGAAACCAAAACACUCAAAUCGAAAAACUGAAGAACACAAACUUCCAUGAGGUACUCGCCAAUCCAGAUCUACUUCGGGAUACGGAUCUAAUGCAACUGCUAGGACCGUAUGUGAAGCAAGACCGAAAUGGUAAUGGAGGACCGAAAGCCACGUUGCAUCGAUCGGGUCAGGAAAAGAACGUGGAAGUGUUAGAGCUGGGCCAAUCUGAUUAUAAAUCCAACCACUCAAACAACGAUGGUACAGCUGACGAAACUAGUGUUGAAAUGGAGGUGGUUGUGGAUCCAGAUUUAUUUUUCCCAUACGACGACGAUGAGACACGAAGUGCAGAAGAGACUAUCGAAUUGGAAGAACUGAAACCACUAAAGUGUCCAACAUGUCCGGAACUGUACAAAACCGAACUCGAGCUGAAGGAGCACAUACUCAGACAUAUGAUGGAGAAGCACGAACAAGACGAACUGGAUGCGGAAAAGGAAGCCGAUGAAGAGAAAAUAAAUGAAAUGCUGGAUGAAUUAGUUCCGCGAAAAAGAACCCGGCGAAAACCGACAUCGUCCAGAUUUACUUGUCCCACGUGCAAGAAAAAAUUGUCGACGAAAGGAAAUUUAAAAGUUCACUUGGAGACACACAAGCCGAAGGGAAAAUUUUCAUGCGAUAAAUGUGGAAGAAUCUUCAAAACCUACAUAAACUUGGUUCGGCAUCGAAAGUAUCACUCUGGCGAUAAAUUUUCCUGUCCGACCUGCUCUAGAGUUUAUCCGACGAAAAGCACGCUACGAGCGCACAUCAUAACUCACAGCAAUGUCCGACCCCACGAUUGUCCGAUAUGCCACAAAACGUUUAAACGGAACCAAGAUUUGAAGUUUCACAUCAAUCAGCAUACAGGAAUGAAACCAUACAAAUGUGAUAAAUGUGACAAGGCGUUUGCAAGUUCCGGAAACUGUUUUUCACAUCGCAAGCGUAUGCACUCUGAUAAAGUUUAAAUUUAAGAGGUCGCUGGUCGAAAGAAAAAAGUUUAUCACCGAAAUGGAUCCACAUUCCUCCUCGGUUAAGCCACAAAUGUUUCGUGCAGAAUUUUCUGUGAUAAUAAGAUAUAAAGUUUGUAUGAAAAAAAAAGAAAUAAAAGCUUGGAAGAUGGUAAUU
Messenger RNA from Bradysia coprophila, 1971 nucleotides. RefSeq lists its product as uncharacterized. Gene Ontology annotation, molecular function: DNA-binding transcription factor activity, RNA polymerase II-specific; zinc ion binding; RNA polymerase II cis-regulatory region sequence-specific DNA binding. Gene Ontology annotation, biological process: regulation of DNA-templated transcription. Lineage: Eukaryota; Metazoa; Arthropoda; Insecta; Diptera; Sciaridae. The record is from RefSeq and is a predicted model, not a curated record. Gene Ontology annotation, cellular component: nucleus.